AUGAUCACAUUCAGGCUUCCCGUCUCUCCAGCCCCCGGCCAGAAACGAAACAACAGGCCACCCACUAACUGCACAUUCAUGGAUCGAGAUAGAAAAGAAUUCUUUCCAGUACAACCGUUCCAGCUUACAUCUUGCACCAGGGCCGCUAUGUAUGGCAGCUAUAUCCACCUCGUCUGUAUCGAGGGGCAGCCUGAGGAUUACGUAAUAUCUAAUGAGUUAACUGCAGGCGAAUAA
This is a messenger RNA of Protopolystoma xenopodis, 234 nucleotides long. NCBI's taxonomy places the organism in Eukaryota, Metazoa, Platyhelminthes, Monogenea, Polystomatidea, Polystomatidae. The record is from the annotation of a GenBank genome assembly.